Molecule: messenger RNA, 2257 nt
Organism: Topomyia yanbarensis
Lineage: Eukaryota; Metazoa; Arthropoda; Insecta; Diptera; Culicidae
Gene: TfIIB
Product: transcription initiation factor IIB
Exons: 5
Coding region: 283-1233 (316 amino acids)
Biological process (GO): transcription initiation at RNA polymerase II promoter; transcription preinitiation complex assembly
Cellular component (GO): nucleus; transcription preinitiation complex
Molecular function (GO): RNA polymerase II general transcription initiation factor activity; TBP-class protein binding
Source: RefSeq, a predicted model, not a curated record
CCCUUCAUUGACAGAAACGCUACGACGACAGAAAUCAGUGAAGCUUACCGAGUCAGACAGAAGCUUGAAGAGAAGAGAGGUGAAAGGAAAGAAAAGAUAAAAAAUAUAGUCAGCUAAAGUGAAAACUGUAAAUAAGUAGCUGUCGUAAAAACAAAACUAAUCUUUUUUCUGCAUCGAUAAAAGUUUUUCUCGUUCUGCAUCGAUUGAGAACUACAGUAACCAACGCAAGUAAAAUUUGGAGCGAAGGCAAACCUUCCUUCGCAAUUUCAAUCAGCAAAAAAAAUGGCAAGUUCUUCAAGGGAUCUCCACCUGAACAAGGUAUGCUGCUAUUCACAUCCAGAUGCACCACUGAUCGAAGAUUACCGGGCGGGAGACAUGAUCUGUUCCGAUUGUGGUCUGGUCGUUGGCGAUAGAGUAAUUGAUGUAGGUUCCGAGUGGAGAACUUUUAGUAAUGAGAAGGCCGGAGUUGAUCCAUCUCGUGUCGGUGGUCCAGAGAAUCCACUUCUUAGCGGAGGUGAUCUAUCUACAAUGAUCGGUCCCGGAACUGGCCCAGCUUCUUUUGAUGCUUUCGGAACUGCCAAAUACCAAAAUCGUCGCACGAUGAGCAGUUCCGAUCGGGCUCUUAUAGCUGCCUUCAAGGAAAUCAGCACAAUGGCCGAUAGGAUUAACCUGCCAAAGACUAUCGUGGAUCGGGCGAACAAUCUCUUCAAACAGGUCCACGAUGGAAAGAAUCUGAAAGGCCGUUCCAACGACGCAAAAGCGUCAGCAUGUUUAUAUAUCGCUUGUCGUCAGGAGGGAGUCCCGCGCACAUUCAAAGAAAUCUGUGCCGUCAGUAAGAUCAGUAAGAAAGAAAUAGGUCGAUGUUUCAAACUGACCCUAAAGGCGCUGGCCACAUCGGUUGAUCUCAUUACGACUGCUGACUUCAUGUCCCGUUUCUGUGCAAAUCUGGACCUGCCGAAUACGGUGCAGCGUGCCGCUACACACAUCGCUCGGAAAGCAGUCGAAAUGGACAUUGUACCUGGACGGUCCCCAAUUUCGGUGGCCGCAGCAGCGAUCUAUAUGGCUUCGCAGGCCUCUGAUCAGAGAAAAACCCACAAGGAAAUUGGUGAUAUUGCCGGUGUAGCGGAUGUAACGAUUCGGCAGUCGUACCGUUUGAUGUAUCCUCACGCGGCUGAACUAUUCCCGGAAGACUUCAAAUUUACCACACCGAUCGAUCAGUUGCCUCAGAUGUAAAUUCGCUCCUCUUUCGCUAUUCUUUCGAUGGCUUUUGGCAAUGUAAAUUUUAUCCGUUCUAGAGUAACAUAUGACAUAGGAAAUUUGUACGCCCUUUUUGCAAUGGUGGAAAAAAACUUCUUUAAUCGGUUGUACGGAGGGAAACCGAAUAUAAUCCAAUAUAAUCCCGAAUAUUGGGAGUCAUCAGAGCAAUGAUGCAAAUUGAUUGUGAUGAACAGAACAGUUUCUGCUAAAAUUGCUUUGAAAAUGAUAAAUUUAACAAUCAUAUUUAGCUUUAAAAGUUGUUAUAUCAAUCUUUAGCUAUUUUUUUAAAAUAUUGCGUUUUGGUAAAUUAUUACCUUGCUAUCAACAAAAACGUAUAUCAAUUCUAGGUGAAAAUAAACGUCAUAUUUUUCGACCAUUCGGAAAUGGGCCAGGUUUUUAGAAAUAAUUUGUUAGAAAGUUGAUUCGAAUCUGAACCGAUCGAAUUAGAGAGCUAUUGACAUACAAAUCUUCAUUUCACAUGUUGCUCUAGGCUUGAUCAACUUUUUUUUUCCAUGAUGUUCGACCUCUAGAAUGUCAUUUAUUUCCCACCCACCUUUCUUCUAUAAACUUUGCGUUAAACUAUAUAGAGGUCAAUAUUUUCGACUGGAAAAGUUGCUUCAAACUUCAUUAGUACGAAGCAUUCCGGCAUCAUUGAACGGUGAAUUACAGUCCUCGAAGUGAGUAUAAGUAGUGUGUAACAAAAGCGAUCGCCUUCGAAGAAAUAUGUCACCUCACAUGAUCAGGGGAAGUAUGAAUAAUAAUUGUAACUUGAAGUAGGGGUAUUAUUUUUUUAGUACGUUUGAAGUAACCAACAGUGAAAUAUAAAACCUUACCGAUUUUUGAUAAAUAUAAAUUAAAUAGAGUAUCUUUCUCCGUAAGCACAUACAAAAUAAAAUAGUGACCGAGUAUGGUUAAGCUGGAAACGAUCGGUGCAUAUGAAGCAAAAGAUUCAAACAAAACUAUAUGAUAGUUGUAGAAAUUAAUAAAAGUAACAUUUGAU